Cordyceps militaris CM01 is the source of this 519-nucleotide messenger RNA. Its product is annotated as nuclear cap binding protein subunit 2. Bases 1 to 519 code for a protein of 172 amino acids. Gene Ontology annotation, molecular function: RNA cap binding. The transcript has 3 exons. Gene Ontology annotation, cellular component: nuclear cap binding complex. The record is from RefSeq and is a predicted model, not a curated record. NCBI's taxonomy places the organism in Eukaryota, Fungi, Ascomycota, Sordariomycetes, Hypocreales, Cordycipitaceae. Gene Ontology annotation, biological process: mRNA cis splicing, via spliceosome.
AUGGCUCCCCCACCAGUGCGCUCGACGGUUGACAGACUCGAUCGACCCAGCGCAUACUAUCUCAACAAGAACCGUCGCAGACGCGAUGACGAUAGACAAGACGAAGGCGAGCCGCAACCCGAUCCUCUCGCCGACGCCACAACGCUCUACGUCGGCAACCUAUCCUUCUACACAACCGAGGAGCAGGUGUACGAGCUCUUCACCAAGUGCGGCGAGAUCAAGCGGCUGAUCAUGGGCCUGGACCGGUUCAGUAAGACGCCGUGCGGCUUCUGCUUCGUCGAGUACUACACACACCAGGACGCGCUCGACUGCCUCAAGUACGUCGGCGGCACCAAGCUCGACGAGCGCGUCAUCCGCACCGACCUCGACCCGGGCUUCGAGGAGGGCCGCCAGUACGGCCGCGGCAAGUCGGGCGGCCAGGUGCGCGACGAGUACCGCGAGGACUUUGACGAGGGACGCGGCGGCGUCGGCAGGGCCCUGCAGGCUGGCGACGACCGGGCCUACGACGAGGAUAAGUAA